This is a messenger RNA of Strongylus vulgaris, 414 nucleotides long. The record is from the annotation of a GenBank genome assembly. Lineage: Eukaryota; Metazoa; Nematoda; Chromadorea; Rhabditida; Strongylidae.
AUGUCGGACUCGGCUGAGCCCGUGCGAACACUGAAAUGUGUCUUGGUGGGAGAUGCUGCAGUGGGAAAAACGUCCUUAAUAGUGUCCUACACAACAAACGGCUAUCCUCAACAAUAUGUUCCUACUGCAUUCGACAAUUAUUCAGGUACAUUAUUGAAGAAUCUUUGUAUGUUUCUAUUAGGACUUCUUCAUUCUGCUCAAACUCCAUUUCUUUCAAUCAAAGCUCUAAUUUCAGUAGUUGUACGGGUUGACAAAAAGCCGAUUCGACUACAGCUAUGUGAUACAGCAGGACAGGCAAAAGAAUAUGACUGUGCAUGGACUUUACCUUCGCUUCCUGAACCCAUGCUUUAUUUUAUCUGUGAAAAUGCGAACCUUAUAUGUGCACAAUCAGUUUACACAUGCACAAUUAAUUAA